Messenger RNA from Pseudomassariella vexata, 2748 nucleotides. RefSeq lists its product as uncharacterized. Gene Ontology annotation, biological process: monoatomic cation transport; copper ion homeostasis. Gene Ontology annotation, cellular component: membrane. The record is from RefSeq and is a predicted model, not a curated record. Lineage: Eukaryota; Fungi; Ascomycota; Sordariomycetes; Amphisphaeriales; Pseudomassariaceae. Gene Ontology annotation, molecular function: copper ion binding; P-type divalent copper transporter activity; ATP binding. The transcript has a single exon. Bases 1 to 2748 code for a protein of 915 amino acids.
AUGAGAGGCCUCAAGUACGAAUGGAUCACCGACAUCAACGUCAAUCUACUCGGAAGCAACGCCAGAGUCGAGUUUCUUGUGACUGAUGACGCCACUGCGAGAGAACAAGCUGAAGCAAAGGCUGAAAAGCUCGUUGAGACCAUCGAAGAUAUGGGAUUCGACGCCUCUUUGAGCCGCCUCGCACCUGUCGAAUCCCCCGAUCGAGGCAACGGACCAACCCGAACGCUGGAGCUUAAAGUCGACGGCAUGCACUGUUCCAAGUGCCCCGGAUCCGUUCUUAGGAGCCUCAAUGGCUUUCGGGCCUUGACAGUGAUUACCGCACCCACCGAGAAGUCGCCCUUGUGCGAAAUCACAUACACUCCGUCACCUGACUUCUCGAUCCGCAACAUCAUAGCCGCAAUCAACGCGAACGACAAACUCUCUGCGUCUAUCCAUCAUCCAGAGUCCCCUGACGCUAUCUCGAAGCGGAUGCAUGCCAUACGUCAAAGACAGGUGUUGUGGCGCGCCAUCUUUACCCUCGUCAUUGCGAUUCCUUGUUUCGUCAUUGGCAUCGUCUACAUGUCGUUUGUGUCCGAGGACGUUAUCAUCAGAAAAUUACUCAUGGAACCCUGGGUUUCUGGCAUUAACAGAGCUCAGAUUGCCCUCUUUAUUAUGGCAUCUCUAGUUUAUGUCUUUGGGGCCGACAUUUUCCACAAGAAAGCGUGGAAGGAGCUCCGAAGUCUGUGGAAGCGCGGAAGCCGAACUCCGAUAUUGCAACGUUUCUAUCGAUUCGGUUCCAUGAACAUGCUCAUGUCCCUUGGAACCACCAUCGCCUAUCUGUCCUCCGUCGCCCAGCUCAUCGUAGCCGCCGUGGCCCAACCCGAGCGGAUGAGCGACGAGGAUGUGUACUUCGACUCGGUCGUCUUUCUGACCUUGUUCCUCCUGACAGGUCAACUCAUCGAAGGCUACAGCAAGUCCAUGACGGGAAAUGCCAUCGAGAUGCUUGGAAAGCUUCGCCCUACAACCGCCAUUCUGGUCGAGAAAGAUGCCCAAGGCAACAAUAUUGACACAGUCGUCGAGGCUGAUUUACUGGAGAUCCGGGACAUCGUCCGCAUUCCAUACGGCUCCUCGCCUCCAUGCGAUGGGAAGUUAGUGGAGGGAGAGACCAAUUUCGACGAAUCGAGCGUCACCGGCGAAUCACGACCCAUCAAGAAGAUUGUCGGAGAUACAGUGCUCUCUGGGACAGUGAACAAAAGCGCUCCUAUCCUUAUCGAAAUCACCGGUGCCCCCGGACAAUCGCUGCUAGAUCAAAUAAUUGAUAUCGUGCGGGAAGGCCAAGCGAAACGAGCACCGAUCGAACAAUUUGCCGACAGUCUGACAGCGUAUUUUGUUCCCGGGAUUACACUGCUGGCAAUUCUGACCUGCCUGAUUUGGGCUAUACUGGGAUAUUCGGGUGCUGUGCCUGCAAGUUACCUCGAAGGAAUAUCGGGCGGCUGGUUCGCUUUUUCCAUCAAGUUCGCCAUUGCCGUCUUCGUCGUCGCUUGUCCCUGUGGCAUCGGUCUUGCCGCUCCAACUGCCACAUCCGUUGGAGGUGGGCUUGCAGCCAAGUAUGGAGUUCUUGUCAAAGGUGGCGGGGAGUCUUUUGAGAUAGCCAGUCGUAUCGACUGUGUCGUUUUUGACAAAACAGGGACACUGACCGAGGGCGGAGAGCCUACCAUCACCGAUUUUCAGCUGUACGAUCAAGGCGAGGAAACCAACGAGGACUCAAGCGCUCUCUGGGCUGUCGUGCGAGCGGUUGAGGAGAACAGCAGUCAUCCUAUUGCCAAAGCCAUUGUAUCAUUCUGCAGCUCCAAAACACAACAACGGGCAGAGGUUGUUGACAUUGAAGAAACACCUGGGAGAGGAUUGAAAGCUACAUCCGACGCCCUCGUUCCAGAGUUGGACGGAUUCGAGAUUGUCGUCGGAAACGAAGCCCUGAUGCGUGAAUACGGUGCACACAUUUCGGCAAGUCUGUCAUCAACCCUACAACGUUGGAAGACGCAAGCCAAAUCCGUCGCUCUUGUCGCUAUGAAGCCUACCAGCUCCGACGACGAAGAAAGUAGCUCUUUCAGCAUUGCUGCUGCCCUGUCCAUUUCCGACCCCGUCCGCGCCGAGGCCUCUGCCGUUAUUCACACUCUCAGAUCUCAGAACAUCGAUGUCUGGAUGCUUUCCGGCGACAACCAAACCACGGCGAGAGCAGUAGCCCUGCGUAUUGGCAUUCCAGAGGACAACGUCAUCUCCGAGGUCAAACCUAACGAGAAAUCAAAUAAGAUCAAGGAGUUGCAGUCGUCCCUGAAGGCUAAGAGGUCUAUGGAAAGAGCAACCGUGGCUAUGGUUGGCGACGGGGUGAACGACGCUCCUGCCUUGACAGUCGCAGACGUCGGAAUCGCAAUAGGAUCUGGUUCGGAUGUCGCGAUCGGGUCCGCUGACUUCGUGCUGGUCAAGUGCGACCUCCGGGGCAUCGUCACCCUUAUACAGCUGAGUCGGAAGGUGUUCGGUCGGAUCAAGGUCAACUUUGCUUGGGCUCUGGUCUACAACCUGUUAGCAGUUCCGGUUGCGGCAGGCGCGUUCUACGCUAUAGAAACACCUUCAAGGGGUCACGUGAGGCUUGAUCCAGUCUGGGCCAGUUUGGCUAUGGCGAUGAGCUCUAUUAGCGUGGUUUUGAGCAGUCUGGCGCUACGUAGUGGAAUUCCGGGCUUGGGAUAUAGGGAGACUAAAAUAGGGGCAUAG